Messenger RNA from Oppiella nova, 2148 nucleotides. The record is from the annotation of a GenBank genome assembly. NCBI's taxonomy places the organism in Eukaryota, Metazoa, Arthropoda, Arachnida, Sarcoptiformes, Oppiidae.
UGUUUCAAUUUGUCAAACUUUAAAUUUGCUCUAUAUUUAUGUGUAAUACAAUUGUGUUGGGAAUGGGGUCUGUGUUUAGAUGUGAACACAACCUCUGGUGUAGUGAGAGGACAGACCUUUCAUGUAUUGAAUACAAGUGUUAAUGAGUUUUUGAAUAUACCUUACGCUGAGCCACCGGUCGGUGCCCUCAGAUUCAAUAAACCCCUGCCAUUGAAGGAACCAAUCAAACAUAUAAUCGAUGGCACAAAACCUGGCAAUUCAUGUCUCCAAACACCCUAUGAUUUAAAACUACAACAAAGUGAGGACUGUUUGGUACUAAACAUAUGGACACCAAAUGCAACAAAAUCUCUGAAACCAGUCAUGUUUUGGAUAUACGGAGGCGGUCUGAAUGGGGGCACUAUUUUUGAUUUCAAGUACAACGGGUCUUAUUUGGCGGCACACGAUGUGGUGCUGGUAUCAGUCAACUAUAGAGUUGGAAAGUUAGGCUUUCUAUACGGAGGUAACGGGUCGACAGCACCGGGAAAUGUGGGUCUCUAUGAUCAAGUGAUGGCUUUGAAAUGGUACAACGGGUCUUAUUUGGCGGCACACGAUGUGGUGCUGGUAUCAGUCAACUAUAGAGUUGGAAAGUUAGGCUUUCUAUACGGAGGUAACGGGUCGACAGCACCGGGAAAUGUGGGUCUCUAUGAUCAAGUGAUGGCUUUGAAAUGGGUCAGAGAAAAUAUCCAUUCAUUCGGUGGGGACAGGGAUCAGAUCACAGUAUUUGGUGAGAGCGCUGGUAGUGAAUCCAUAUCAGCACUGAUAGUAUCGCCGGAAACUAAGGGUCUGUUCCGUCGGGCUAUUAUGGAAAGCGGCGCUAAUUUGCAUUAUAAGGGACGACAACAACACACAACUGAUGAGGCUUUCAAUGCAUCGCAAACUAUAGCCAAAGCUCUGAAUUGUAGCGAAGGUUUUGAUGACAAUCAGUGGUUGGACUGCUUGAGGGAAAGGGAUGCCAAAGAGUUUAGUAAAUUUUCUGAAUCUACAUUCCCUUUGGAGGGAACGGACUUUUUACCAAUUUCUAUAAUACAGGCUUUUGCCGACUCAAAGUAUAUGCAAGACCUGGACAUAAUGGCGGGUGUCAAUAGAAAUGAGGGCUCAAAGCUAGCUUAUGGAGCUUUCCCACAACUGCAUAGUAAUAUCACUGAUAAAGACUUUGAUGACUUGGUGGUCGCCAUAAAUAGCUCAUACCAUGGAUUAAAAUUACCAAAUUUGAGACAAUUUUAUCUCAAAGAUGACCACAAAAAUCACUCUUCGGAUGUGUUAAGGCAAGCGUUUUACGAUCUUUUCGGUGAUGUUGGCAUCAAAUGUCCGACAUAUCUGACGGCCAAACAAUACGCCAAUUAUGCCAUCAAAAGUGGUUCAAAAAGUCGUGUUUACAUGUAUGAAUUGACUUAUCAGUCUCAAUUUGCUAAAAUAUUGGGUUGCGGUGAGAAUAUGGGUAUCUGUCAUGAAUCGGAUGUGGAGUUUGUGUUUGGACUUCCCCUAUGGGUCGACAAACUAUACCCCAAAACUCAUACCCAACUGGACAUGGAUUUCAGUUUAUAUGUCAUGAAACUGUGGACUGAUUUCGCUAAAUAUGGUAAACCGGAUGACCAAUGGCCCCAUAUAUUGGAUGACAAGAACAAUAUCAAAAUCAAAGACUUGAAUCCAACGAAUACGAGUCGACAUAUAAUCGAUGGCACAAAACCUGGCAAUUCAUGUCUCCAAACACCCUAUGAUUUAAAACUACAACAAAGUGAGGACUGUUUGGUACUAAACAUAUGGACACCAAAUGUGGACAAACCUCUAAAACCAGUCAUGUUUUGGAUAUAUGGCGGGUCCCUGAAUGAAGGAUCUAUAUUUAAAUUACUGUACAACGGGUCCUAUUUGGCCGCACAUGAUGUGGUGGUUGUGUCGGCUAACUAUAGGCUCGGAAGGUUAGGUUUUCUAUACGGCGGUAACGGGUCGACAGCACCGGGAAAUGUGGGUCUCUAUGAUCAAGUGAUGGCUUUGAAAUGGGUCAGAGAAAAUAUCCAUUCAUUCGGUGGGGACAGGGAUCAGAUCACAGUAUUUGGUGAGAGCGCUGGUAGUGAAUCCAUAUCCGCACUGAUAGUAUCGCCGGAAACUAAG